CAUUCUAAAUGUAUUUCGGAUUAGAACAAUACAUUUUCCCAGUCGGAGUUCUUGACACGAUUCUGAAUCCGGGCUCAGUUUACCGCCAACUGCAGAGGUGUUAUGAUAAUAACACUUUUCAUCAUGAUGGCAUAAAAGCCUUAAGAAUUCUGCGCCAGCUAUUACCAAAGACCACGGCCAAGCGUGUCUAAGAGCUCGACAAAAAUGCGUUGCCUUCGCCGAUGGUAUUCCAACUCCUGGCGCUAAGCAUUGGCGUCGCGCUGAUCUUCGCCUUCCUCGCCUUAAUGUGGAGGAAAACGAGUCCUAGCGACGCUAGAGCUCAGAGGUAGGGUAAGGUACAGAUUAGUCUGAUGGAGGAGAACCAUGAAAAGGAGAACGCUGCUCAACAGGUCGCCGAGAGCCGUAAGCCAAGGUAUGAGUACGACCCCGAUUUUCUCCGUUCGUUACAAUUCACACCGAUCUGCCUCAAGAGGCCCGAAUCCCUUCCCGAUUUAGACAUUAUCCGGUAAACACCGAUCACGGAUAAUGGGGACAAAGGUCCUCGUCCUAUUCAAAUCAUCUCCAUCCCGACAGAGGUCAAGCUCAAGUCUUCGCAGAAUGCUUGGAAGCCCUCUGUAAGGAAGAACAACGUUGACGACGAGGCUGCCAAGACGACUGAGUUGGAGAAGAAAAUGAAAGCUAUCCUAAAUAAACUGACGCCAGAGAAAUUCGAAAAACUCUCUGGGCAAGUCACAGAGCUCGCCAUUGACAACAGCGAAAGACUGACAGCUGUCAUUGAUAUUAUUUUUGAGAAGGCCAUCGAUGAGCAGACUUAUUCCUCAACCUACGCUCAGCUGUGCAGCGUUCUCUCCCAGAUGUCUGUCCAGGGGGACGCCAGCAACGGUGAAGACUCGGAAGUAGUCUUCAGCAAGCUCUUGGUCAAGAAGUGCAGGACCGAAUUUCAGAAAAACAACUUGGAAGAAUUCCUGGCCAAAAAAGAGAGUGAACUGAGCGAGUGCACUGACCCCGAGCAGAAGCAAAAUCUGAAGAUGGAGCUUGAUUUUAAGGAGAACAAGCUCAGAAAGAGGUCCGUAGGAAACAUCAAAUUCAUCGGUGAGCUCUACAAGCUGAACAUCCUUCUUGCGUCGACAAUGAUGCACAUUGUCGGCACGCUCCUGUAGAAGAGAGGCGAUGAGUCGCUUGAGUGCCUCUGCAAACUGCUAACAACAAUCGGCAGCCGUUUGGAAGCUCAGUGCAAGGUAGAUCCGAGCAAAAAGGAACUGAACAACUAUUUCGCGUGCAUGGACAGAAUCGUAAAGGAGCGCCUGUGUGGCAACCGCAUCAGGUUCCUCAUAAUGGACGUCAUCGACCUGAGGCAAAGGAAGUGGGUGUCAUGGAGGGCAGAGAACACGCCUAAGACCAUGUCUGAAGUCCACAAGGAAUUUAAGAUAAUGGAAGCCAAGGUGCAGACGGCCAAAUGCUCAGUCCCCUGGGCCAGCGUUAACCGCAGUUCUUUUGACCGCUCGAAUAUGUGCACUUACUGAUGAGGGGUACUUACUUCGUCGGCAGGAUAAACAAACCGCCUCAGUUACAGCUUAGUUGUGAUAGCGACUCCAUCAUUGUAGAAUGAACGGUGGACAUUGUGACGACUGUAGAAAGAAGUGGUAUGAAUGGAUGAAUGAGAACAAAUAUCUUCUCACCCCAAGAACUAUAUUUGCUUAUAUAUUUAUCCUGUAUUGUGAAGGUAUUGUCUCAUUCAUACUUCUUUUUUUUGUGUUUGUAUUAGCAUGCAUGUAUCUGUCUGUAUGUAUCCAUGCGUUUAUAUGAGCAUGCAUG
Messenger RNA from Penaeus monodon (black tiger shrimp), 1815 nucleotides. Its product is annotated as eukaryotic translation initiation factor 4 gamma 3-like. The transcript has a single exon. NCBI's taxonomy places the organism in Eukaryota, Metazoa, Arthropoda, Malacostraca, Decapoda, Penaeidae. Gene Ontology annotation, cellular component: eukaryotic translation initiation factor 4F complex. The record is from RefSeq and is a predicted model, not a curated record. Bases 672 to 1160 code for a protein of 162 amino acids. Gene Ontology annotation, molecular function: mRNA binding; translation initiation factor activity; protein binding.